AAAAGUGAACAUACAAAAGAUUAAUCUGGAAGUUCUAGUGAUUCUAUAAAAAGGAAGCUAGCAUUUGAUGAUCAGAUACCAAAGAGAAACAAGUGCAAUGGUUACUUGCAUAAAUUCGACAAAACUAACAAUCUGGCUGGGUCUGUUUCUUUUAGGGACAGCCCAAGCACAGCUUUCAACCAAUUAUUACAGCAAAACAUGCCCGAGAGCUCUCUUCACGAUCAAAACUGCUGUGCAUAAAGCAGUUGCUGCAGAGCAUCGGAUGGGAGCAUCUUUACUUCGUCUCCACUUCCAUGACUGUUUUGUUAAUGGAUGUGAUGCAUCUGUUCUUCUAAACGACAGUUCAACGUUCACAGGAGAGCAAACUGCAGGUGGCAAUGCAGGAUCUCUGAGGGGAUUUACUGUGAUUGACGAUAUAAAAUCUCAGGUUGAGAGUGUUUGUCCUGGUGUUGUUUCUUGUGCUGAUAUCUUAGCUGUAGCUGCACGAGAUUCCGUUGCUUUACUGGGUGGUCCAACAUGGCCAGUGCAACUGGGAAGGAGAGAUUCAACAACAGCAAGUCUAAGCAUCGCGAAUUCUGACAUUCCAUCCCCAACAAUGGAUCUUAGUGGCCUUCUAUCUUCCUUCUCGAACAAAGGAUUGACGGCCAAAGAAAUGGUGGCUCUAGCAGGAGCACAUACAAUAGGGCAAGCCAGAUGUGUAGUGUUCCGCAACAGAGUUUAUAACGAGAGCAACAUCGAUGCAUCAUAUGUUAGUUCCGUGAAACCCAACUGCCCAAACAAUGGGGGUGAUAACAAUCUUACCCCGCUGGAUUCUAACACCCCUGUCAUCUUUGACAACGGGUAUUUCAAAGAUUUGGUGAGCAACAAAGGCCUGAUGCACUCUGAUCAACAGCUCUUCAAUGGUGGAUCCACUGAUUCUCAGGUCACAUCUUACAGCAAAAAUCCAACAUCUUUUCAUGCAGAUUUUGCUCAAGCUAUGGUGAAGAUGGGCAAUCUUAGUCCCCUUACCGGAACAAAGGGACAGAUCAGAACUAAUUGUUGGAAAACCAACUAAGUCAUUUUUGAUCUCUUAUACUAUCUACACUACACUUCACAACUGAUUGUGUAUGUAAGCUAGGUGAAGAAUCUAUAUGUAUUAAUUGGCAGUUGCUCUUGUAACUUGUAAGCAAUACCUGAAGCAUUCUGCCAAAUUAUUGCAAAACUAUGUUAUAUUUGGUAAUCCGUAUGUAAGGAAAAAAUACAGUCAAAUAAGAUCGUAAUACAAUGCAGUGUCUAGUUCUAAAA
This is a messenger RNA of Beta vulgaris subsp. vulgaris (sugar beet), 1284 nucleotides long. Its product is annotated as cationic peroxidase 1. The coding region runs from base 68 to 1054 and encodes 328 amino acids. Gene Ontology annotation, molecular function: heme binding; peroxidase activity. NCBI's taxonomy places the organism in Eukaryota, Viridiplantae, Streptophyta, Magnoliopsida, Caryophyllales, Amaranthaceae. The record is from RefSeq and is a predicted model, not a curated record. The transcript is spliced from 4 exons. Gene Ontology annotation, biological process: response to oxidative stress; hydrogen peroxide catabolic process.